This is a messenger RNA of Aspergillus tanneri, 1269 nucleotides long. RefSeq lists its product as uncharacterized. NCBI's taxonomy places the organism in Eukaryota, Fungi, Ascomycota, Eurotiomycetes, Eurotiales, Aspergillaceae. Gene Ontology annotation, molecular function: fumarylacetoacetase activity. Gene Ontology annotation, biological process: L-tyrosine catabolic process; L-phenylalanine catabolic process; homogentisate catabolic process. The coding region runs from base 1 to 1269 and encodes 422 amino acids. The transcript is spliced from 5 exons. The record is from RefSeq and is a predicted model, not a curated record.
AUGACUUCCUUGGUCAAAACUACGCCUUUCACUUUGGACAAUAUCCCGUAUGGCGUUAUCAGCACAGGUGAUAAUCCUAGUCGCAGAUGCGCCACGGCGUUUGGGGAAUAUGCUAUCGAUUUGAGCAAACUAGAAUCCGAUGGAUUUUUCAAAUCAAUAUCUGGAUUUAAGGACCAUGUAUUCACGCAGACGAAUCUAAAUACUUUUGCUGCUCUACCGAGACCCGUCCAAGUGGAAGUGAGGAAACGAAUUAUUGAAUACUUGUCUGGAGAUAUCAGUGAAGAAUCGCACCAAAAGUAUUUUAUUCCUCUGUAUCAAGUGGCAAACCACCUGCCUAUGGCUACGGCGAAUUACACUGAUUUCUACUGCUCUCUUGAACAUGCACAAAAUUGCUCAGAAGUCGCCGGCGGGCAAGUCAGCCCUAACUGGUAUUGCAUCCCCACAUGCUACAACGGCCGCACCUCGAGCUUGAGAAUAUCGGGCCAACCGAUCCGACGGCCCUGGGGUGUUGUUCAAGAAUCUGGACCAUCGUCCCAGCCAACCUGGUCUCCAAGCCAAAGGCUCGACUUUGAGCUGGAGAUGGGGGUUUUCUUAUCCAAGGCUAUCCCGGCAGGUCAGGUCCUAGACAUCCGGCAUGCCAAAGAGCAUAUCUUUGGAUUCGUCCUCUUGAAUGACUGGUCCGCCAGGGAUAUUCAAAAGUUUGAAAUGCCUCCACUCGGACCAUUCCACAGCAAAGGGUUUGGGACGACCAUCUCACCAUGGAUUGUUACAAUGGAGGCACUAGAGCCAGUCGCAUGUCCGAGAGUAACCCAGCAGAAUCCCUCGCCGCUGCCACAUCUUACCUGGAAGGACUCAGCCGAGUCAGAGAUAUUUAAAAUCGAGCUUUCCGCAAAGAUCUUGAGAAACGAUAAAGUGUACCAUGUGACAUCCACCAACCUCAACGAGUUGUAUUGGACGCCCUAUCAACAACUUACUUAUCUCGCCAGUGCCGGUGAAGGUCUAUCCACGGGGGAUAUCCUUGGAACUGGGACAUUGUCCAGUAAUCGACAGAGCCCGGAGGGAGAGAAAGCCGGCCUUGCAUGUCUAUUAGAGAGAAUGAUGCCCAAGAAUAAGAUGUCUGUAUUGAAAAAUGAGGGAAUUGAAUUCCUAGAGGAUGGGGACGAGGUCGUCUUUGAGGGAUGGUGUUACCAUCCCAAGACGAGCAGAUGGUUUGGAUUUGGCGAAUGUCGCGCUAGGGUCCUCCAGGCAUUAAGCCUUGAGGCGUUGUAA